UUGAACGAGAUAUCGGCAUUGUGCUUUACGGUGCUCCGCGUUAUGUUUUCGCAAGGAUAGCACCUACGCCGUAUGGCAGCGCGGGAGAACGCCAUGGCUGACGAUACACGGGCGUCGUCCGACGAAAUGGACGAACAGCGGAAGGACCAGCUCGCCUAUCAGUACCUGUGUCACUUGGAAGAAACGCGUCUCUGGCUUUCGGCAUGCAUUAACGAGGAUUUGCCUAGCCCGACUGAACUGGAGGAAUCCCUGCGCAAUGGAGUUUACCUCGCGAAGGUGGCCCACUUUUUUGCACCGGAUGUGGUACCGCUGAAAAAAGUGUACGACAUCGACCAGAGUGUGUACCGCGAGCGGGGCUUGAACCUUCGCCACACUGACAACAUAAACUACUGGCUCGAAGCCAUGAAAUCUGUGGGGCUCCCGGAAUAUUUUUUCCCCGACGCUGUCGACCUGUACGAGAAACGGAACUUGCCCAAGGUUAUCUACUGCCUCCACGCCCUAAGUCUGCUUCUCUUUAAACUGGGCAGAGCGCCGAAGAUAGAAGAUCUCGUCGGCAAAAUCACUUUCUCCACGGCAGAGAUUGACCAAGUGCGGCAAACGCUCGAAGAGUACGGCAUCGAACUGCCGACUUUCAGUAAGAUCGGCGGCAUUUUGACGAAAGAGAUGUCCGUCGAUGACGCCGCCCUUCACGUUGCCGUGAUUCUGAUCAACAAGACAGUAGACGAAGGCGACCCGAACGAAACCCUCGAAGCCCUGCGACAGCCUACAGCUGAACUUCAGGCGGUUCGUGAGCAGAACGCCGAGCGGUACCAAGAUGUCUUGCGCACUGCCAAGGCUGUUAAAGUAGAGAAUCACCUCAACAGGUCUCACGAGGUAAGCUACGUGCCUGAUGUUUACGACCAAAUGCUGAACCAGGCUGAGAUUCAGGGCUAUGUUUUCGAGACGAACAUGAACGUUUUACUCGAGAAACUCGACGAAGCGAUCGAUGCCAACGACUUGGAAGCAUUCCGAGAUGUCGUGACGUCGCCGGACUUAAAUGUCGGUGAUGUUGUGCCCGAAAAUGUGCCUGCGUAUUUGAGAGUGCUGAAUAGCAUCAAGGCUGAUGCGCAUGAGAAUAACAACUCGUUCAUACUGUCGAGAAGCGACAUCCAGUUCGCCAUCGCGGCUGCUAAUGAGAAAGUAGACCAGGAAAACAAUAUAGAGAAAGCGGUGUUGGAUAUCAAUGCGUGCUUGCAGUCUGACAACGCUGACGCUACAUUUGACAUCCUAAAACAGCCCACAUCAAUGUUGCCAGAAGUGUACCCUCUCGCAAAGUCUCUCUACCACAAGGAACUCUCUGCAAUCCGCAGGGAGGCUGAACACGAUCUCGACCACAGCGAAUUGACCAGUGCGAUACGUAUUCUGAACGCUAUAGCGGAAGUGAACAUUGCACUAAAAACAAAGGGCUCAGGCAGCGUAGUUGAAUCGUUGAGAAAGCCGGACGCGCAUAUCGCUCACGUUGACAACAGCCGUUCGAGCCGGUAUGCUGGUACGCUGCUGCAGGAUUUAGCCGAAAAAUCCAAGCGGUGCUCCAACUUUGAAUUUUUAACACACGCGGAGAUCCAGGACUGCGUCAACGCCGUCAACUCUCGGGCGAUGGAAGAACACGACAGAAACAAAGCUGUGGAGCAGAUAAACUCCGCGAUUCACUCCGGGAAUUUCACGAAAACUGUGGAUGCCCUGCUCAACAAAGCAGCGAUGAUCCUCUGCGUCGACAAAGAGCAGGCUGUUGUUUACCAACAUUUUCUGUCAGCGAAGCAGGCGUCUGUCAACGAUGCACCGCUCUCUGUCGAUGAAAUACAGCACGAGGUUAACUCGGCUAACAGUAUUGCUGCCAAGAGCAACUGCAUAUGCAUCAGCCUCGCCACCGUUCACAUGGGCGUCGUCCACAACAGUGCCGAGGAUGUCUUGAGCGGUCUCAAUUCGUUGGAGGAAUGCAAAGUCAUCCCGGGACUUAAGCAACGCUACUUAGAAGAGCUACAGAACAUGCACAAGCAGGACCACGACCCAUCUGAGCCACUCGAGUGGUUCAGUCACGAAAUUAAACCCGGCCUCCACUUCAACUUCAACCUCGUCACGCUUCAGAGCGAGUGGUCCGACGAACCGUACAGCGUUCCCGACCCGUACAUCAGCGUGGCGAAACUGCAGAACGUGGUUGCGCGGCUGAACGAAAAAUUCAUCUCAAACGAGUUCCUGCCGCUGUGGGUGGAGCUUCAAGCGCGGAUACGAGGCUACCUGGUGCGGCUUGACGCGGACGAACAGCUGAAGGCUUGUCUUCUGAACGCCCGCGACGUGGUGAUCGUUCCAAAGACGGAAGCGCCACUCCUCCAGGAGAAGCCCAAGGAAGUCGAAGACCCGUUCUUGGUGAAGUUGCAGGCUCGUAUCCGCGGAUUCCUGUCGAGGAGGAGGCUGCACGUCUCGGUCUGCCACCCGGAGUUCGAUGAACUGUACGGUAACUUGCUGAGUCAGGCGCAGCUCCCGUUGAUACGAGAGUUCUUGCACAUGCUCGAGGUCAGCGACCACGAUUUCUCGGAAGAACAGGAGCUUCAGAAGGUGAAGGCUGCGGUCGUUGCAGCGAUCCGACAUAAUCGCAGUCUCGAGAAAGAUGUCGACUCCAUGGACGUUAAAAUUGGACUUCUCGUUCGCAACUGCAUCACUCUGGAACAAGUGAUGCACCAUAGCGGAAAGAAGGCCAAGGUCGACGCUCGACGCUAUCAGUCGAGUUGGUUGAAAACGACAAAGAGCCUUACGUCGCUGAGCAAGGAGAGUCGUGAAAAGCUCGCUGCGUACCAGAACCUUUUCUAUCUCCUCCAGACGAACCCUACGUAUCUGGCAAAGUUGAUAUUUGCGAUGCCAUCGAAUCGCUCGAACAAGUUUGUCGAAUCGGUCAUCUACUCCAUCUACAACUAUGGCUCAACGCCACGCGAGGAAUGUCUGUUGUUGAAGCUGUUUCAGUCUGCGCUCGAAGAAGAAGUUCGACUAAAAGUCCGCAGUCCCGCCGAUGUUUUGACGGGAUAUCCGACAGUAUUGAAAAUGGUGGUAGAAUUCUAUAGAACAGCACGAGGACAGAGCUGCUUGAAGGAGCUCCUCGAACCUCUAGUAAAAAGUGUCAUCGACAACGAGGAACUCAACAUCGACUUGUCACCCGUCGAUAUCUACAAGCAGUGGAUCAACGAGACGGAGACCAGUACAGGGAGUCCGAGCGGCAUGCCGUACGACGUUUCUCCGGAAGAGGCAAUUCAGCAUCCGGAAGUCCAGAAGCGACUCAGCGAGUCCGUCAUACAACUCGAAAAAGUUGCCGGCGACUUUUGCAGCACGAUAGUGCAUUCUAACGAGAAAGUGCCGUACGGUAUGCGCUACAUUGCGAGGGUGUUACGCAGUGCUCUGCGGAUAAAGUUUCCCAACGCCACCGAUUUGGAACUGUUGAAAGUUGUCGGAAAUGUACUGUACUACCGUUAUAUCAACUCCGCGAUCGUUGCGCCGGACACGUUCGACAUCAUUCAACUCGGUCCCGGAGCGUCGUUGACGAUGAAACAGAGGAAGCACUUGGGCCUCGUCGCACGAGUCCUACAAUGCGCGGCGUCUGGAAAGACCUACGAGAACGAUGAUAAACACUUCAGCCGGCUCACCACUCUGACCCAGUCGUGCAACCUACUCUUCCAGCGUUUCUUCCAAGAAGCCUGCGACGUAGAAAGUCCAGAAGAACACUUCAACGUCGACAGCUACACGGAGGCAGCGAUGCUGAGUCCGCCGUUGAUCACGUUGACGCUGCAGGAGUUGCACGACAUGCAUCAACUUCUGCUAGAGCACCGAAGCGACGUCGCUCCGGAGCAGUACGACCCGUUGCAUCCUCUGCUGGACGACAUCGGAAAAGUUCCCAGCGAAGAAGAGCUGCUCGGAGGAGCGUUCCACGAGAUUCCGCCGCGAACGUUGGCGAACACGGAGAUCUGCCUCACUCUGGUUCGACGCUUCAAGGAGGACGAGGACAAGGCUCAGCAGCUUUACAGCGACGCUAAGCAGGCCAUCAUCGAGCUCAUCCGAGGACGUCCCACAGCGCUGACAAUCCGCGAGGUCAUUUAUCGACAGGUGACCAAUGAAGAGGAAGAACUAUACAGCGCUGCUCAUCCUUUGACGGCUAGCAAAGGGAAACUGGCAGACGUGCAACGAAAAACGUUGGUGACGUUAGAGGCGCUCACAAAGCUGGGCAGGAUACCUGCUAACUGUGACUUCCAGGAUUUGUUGAGGGACAUCGCUAGGGACAUUGCGCAGCAGAAGGAGUACCGCAGGUCACGGAAGGAAGAACUAGAUCGGCUACGCGACACCAAGAAGGAGCUCGACAGGAAGACUGCCUUCUGCGAGGAGAAGUUGAGUUACUACCAGCAGUACGUUGACAAAUGCCUCAAGAACUUGACCAAUCGGAAAGGGGGCAAGAAGACGCACGAUGGGACAAAGUUGAAACCUCCACUUAAGUACAACGGUGCACGCCUGCACGACAAAGGUGUCCUUCUCAGUGUUUCUGGACUGGAACCCUCUCAGCUGAAGAGCGCAGCGUUUGAGAUAAUCCAGACAGACCGAACGGGCAUCUUCACCGUCAAGGCCAAGUUCCAUGGGGUCCCCGUCGACACGGUCGACAUAGACAUCCAGGACCUGCUGCAGAAGCAAUACGACGGGGUGGCAGUCAUUGAUGUUUUCGGCAAGGCGCGUGUCAACGUCAACCUCCUGCUUUACCUUAUCAACCGCAAGUUCUACGGGAAAUAGUUGCGGUGCAACGAAAAAAUAAUAAUAAGACUGCAGUUCGUGCAGGGUGGGGGCGUGUGGGUGGUCAUCAGCUGGUGAAAAGCAGCAGUGUCUACCUUCUCGCAUUCUUUCGGUUCUCGUUGCGCAUUUUGUACGCGUUGCAUGUGCUUUCUCAUUGGAAGCGGGGUGGGUAUCAGGAAACCUGCACAACCUGCCUCGGGCAGAUUGUUUCAGCUUCAGGCCUUUUCCUUUCUACAGCAGGCUUGUGUCGUCGUUCUUCGUUUGGUCAGUUCAAUGUUAUCGUUUGAGUAAAUGUUUGUAUGGGCUUCUUUUAAGUUUCAUAGAGAGAUUGACACAGAGUAGCAUAUGUGCUCCUUUUCUUGUAUAAGGGGCAAAGCACAGUUUUUAACGUGUUUUUUGUUGUUGUUUUUCCUCUCUUGACAAAGUUAAUGUUUGCAUGAUAGUUACUUACUUCUGUAUUUCACACGGCUUGCAAGCUUCAACAUUGUGCGAGUUAUUUUGACAGAAUUAUCCACAUUUUUAGUACAUGUUAUAAUUGACUAAACCAGACUGCUACUAGCAUGCCUGAAUAACGUUUUUGUUAACCGUGCAUUUCUUUAUGGAAACAUCCUCAAUCAAGCAGAUGUACGUCUGCAGUUCUAUUAUGCAGACUGUCUACACUGCUAUCCAGCCCCAAACUUUCGGUCUGUAGUGUUAUGUGCAUUAUAGUCACCUGUAGCAUGAAAAAUACAAAAUUCUAGUUUUCGUGCAUAACCUCUGGAGCAACGAAAGUUUGGAACUGGGUGAAAAUGCACUUUUCACCAUAUCUGCUGCCCCCACAUGCUGCACGCGUACAUGUUGAAACGUUGUAAGAAUGUGCCACCGCGUGGUCCAUGCCGUUUUUCCAAGUAUGAUGUGGCGAACUGCAGUUCCUUGAUGGAAUGUUGGUAUCACUGCCUUAUUUAAGAGCAAUUUGGGAGAGCUACAAGCGAAGCCCUUAUUUUUUUAAAUUGUAUUUUAAACCUUGCGAGAAAACAAAAAAAUAUGCUGUUACCCCUUGUCGUUGUGGUGCCAAAGUAGCGGGACACCUUUAGUCGUAUCAGCUUAGUUCUGGGCAUUUUGUUAGGCGAUGUUGGCAAAGUCUGUUGUAUCUCUUAGGAAACCAAUCAAAUGCGUAAGACAGUACAAAUUUAUACGCUUUGACGACAUUCUUGUUGCCUCGUAUGGCAGUUAUCAUGGCGUGCUUUUCUACUAUGUUUCUUGCAUGAAACACUGCAAAACGACCGUCGUCCACAGCACUGACAAAACUUAAGGUUGUGUAAUCUACAUAUAUAUUUACUAGUAAUGUUGACGUAGCACCUUGCGCAGAGUGUACGUAUAUAUUCUAGAGAUGCUGUUUCAAGUGAACCCUGAAGGCUGUAGGUUUUGAAGUGUGACACUAACCACCAGUGCAUAUCAUAACACAAUGUUUUCAUGUAGCCCGCAACGUCACUUCGGAGUCUAAGCAGGCAAAAAAAAAACUGUUCCAGCUCUUCUUUUGAACCCUGCUAAAAAUGGCUUGAUCUACAAUAUCUCUUGUACAUACUCGCAUAUUGUCAUUUUCUUCUCGUGAGAACUCGAAAACACUAUUUUUUAAAUGGUUAAACUCGUUAUGACAAACACAUUCUUUUAAGGAUGCCACCGAGCUUGAUUUUUGUACCGUAUGCUCAAUAAAGGAGGAUUGCAAGUAAACGUAAUCCAAGUGUACUAC
Molecule: messenger RNA, 6526 nt
Organism: Ornithodoros turicata
Lineage: Eukaryota; Metazoa; Arthropoda; Arachnida; Ixodida; Argasidae
Product: ras GTPase-activating-like protein IQGAP1
Exons: 3
Coding region: 73-4797 (1574 amino acids)
Biological process (GO): mitotic actomyosin contractile ring assembly actin filament organization; regulation of GTPase activity
Cellular component (GO): cell cortex
Molecular function (GO): GTPase activator activity; calmodulin binding; actin filament binding
Source: RefSeq, a predicted model, not a curated record